Molecule: messenger RNA, 873 nt
Organism: Zea mays
Lineage: Eukaryota; Viridiplantae; Streptophyta; Magnoliopsida; Poales; Poaceae
Product: 60S ribosomal protein L6-like
Exons: 4
Coding region: 65-724 (219 amino acids)
Biological process (GO): ribosomal large subunit assembly; cytoplasmic translation
Cellular component (GO): cytosolic large ribosomal subunit; ribosome
Molecular function (GO): RNA binding; structural constituent of ribosome
Source: RefSeq, marked provisional
AUUUUUCGACCGCCGCCGCCCCCAGUCCCCGAUCCGAAGCUGUGCCUCGUACCAUUUCGAUCCAAUGGCGCCGACGUCGAAGCUGUCGACGGGCAUCAAGCGCGCUUCGCGGUCGCACACGUACCAUCGCCGUGGGCUGUGGGCCAUCAAGGCCAAGAACGGCGGCGCCUUCCCCAAGGCCGACAAGGCCGCCGCCGCCGUGGAACCCAAGUUCUACCCUGCCGACGACGUCAAGCCCCGCGUUCCCAGCACCCGCAAGCCUAAGCCUACCAAGCUCAGGUCGAGCAUCACGCCUGGGACGGUGCUGAUCCUCCUCGCAGGGCGCUUCAUGGGGAAGAGAGUGGUGUUUCUCAAGCAGCUCAAGUCUGGCCUGCUCCUUAUCUCUGGGCCUUUCAAGAUCAAUGGAGUACCGAUCCGCCGUGUGAACCAGACCUAUGUCAUUGCUACAUCAACCAAAGUUGACAUCUCUGGUGUUGAUGUCGCCAAGUUUGAUGACAAGUACUUUGCCAGGGAGAAGAAGCAGAAGGUGAAGAAGACCGAGGGCGAGCUUUUUGAGACAGAAAAGGAGGCAUCCAAGUCACUGCCUGACUUCAAGAAGGAUGACCAGAAGGCUGUGGAUUCUGCUCUGAUCAAGGCUAUCGAGGCUGUCCUGGAGCUGAAAACCUAUCUUGGCGCCCGGUUCUCUCUCAGGGAUGGUGACAAGCCCCAUGAGAUGGUAUUCUAAGUUUCUAGUUUUGGAGUUCGUAGGAAGCUGUUUUGUCUGUGUUCUUGUACUUCUGAGUUUUGUACCAGUAGCGAACGUUUCAUUGUGAUUGAAGUCUUCCUGCCAAAUAUUAUAAGAUCUAAGAAAGUUCUAUCCGUGUUGGUGGUUCA